UUGUGCCCAUCGGAAUUUUUAAUUAAAAUUUUUCUACGCGAUUAUUUGAUAAAAUUUAAUAUUACGCACCCACAUAAACAGUACCACCAAUUAAGACCAUGCAUUGAGGGGCACGCGUAUUAUUUAACUUUACCAUGUAAAAAAAGGAUUUGCGAGUAGAGUGGAGUCUUGCUAUAUCAGGAUUCUGUCAAUCUAAUGGAUAGAAAAUUGGCGACAAUAAAAAUUAGGAAUAAAGAGGUACAUUGUAUAUAAACGAUCGGCUAUAAAGCGCGACUGAAGGUCCCGCGAACUACAUCGUAUUAUCCCAGGAUUACGCACACAGGGAGAAUAAUUAUGGGCUUGCGCAGAUCGUUCGUCGGGGUUAGGGUGAGGGUGGCUAAGGAGAAAUAAAGCCUCGAGCCCAGCCGGUGAAUGCGGCCGCGAAUAGCGAAAUUUCUCCAAUCCGUCUCGUUCUCCCAGAAACCAGAAAAUCUCUACUUAGUCCAAAGUUAAUCGUUCCGCUGGUUUGAACACGCUGGAACAUUGGCAGCUGGUCACAACGUUUUCCUGGAUGCCGAGGCAUGCGCCCUAAAAACUCUGGGAUUGAUGUAUUGCAGAGCGCAGAUCUGCAUUUAUUACCUGCUGUGGACAGCAAUACUGAGUCCGAGACUUACUUUAGAACAAGAAACCAGUACCGUGAGAAGUUGGGAUUGCCCUGCAGAAUGCAUUUGUCUCUCUCCGAAACAGGUUCUUUGCAAUACAGGUGGGCUAAAAGACAUCCCCACUCAACAACUGCCUCAAACAGUGGAGGAACUCUCUUUGAUGAAGAACAACUUCCCGGUAAUAAAAGGCGAUGCAUUUGCCGGAUUGAGAGUCCUGCGAAAACUAACGAUGGAUGGUAAUAAUAUUUCUACGAUACGUCCAUUCGCGUUCCGAGGACUAAGUCGAUUACGUGAACUGUCUAUCCAAUGUACUCCUUUACCGUUCAUCGAAAAGUUUUCGUUUGCAGCUCUGCAAAAUGUAUCCGUAUUAUUGCUGACAAAUAAUAAGAUUCGAUAUAUCGAAGGAUACUCUUUCGCUGGCACGUCGAACAUACGCGUGAUAUUAUUGAGCAACAAUCCAUUGCUCAGAAUUCAAAGUCACGCGUUUUCAGGCCUAACGAACGUUGUACACUUGAUCUUUCCUUCGGGAAUUAGAACCAUCGAGCCAGACGCUUUUGAUGGUCUGCAACACGUUGGUCUACUUAAAUUAACUUACAUGGAUCUGUCUUCCCUUCAGUCCUACACAUUUCGCGGUCUCUUCCAUGUACACGCGUUAAAUAUUCAAGAAAGUGACUUAGGCAUUAUCGAGAAAGAUGCCUUUACUGGCCUGAAUCACGUGGAUCGGUUAAACAUAUUAAAUAACAAGAUUGAUUUCAUCGAAAGACUAUUCUUGAAGAACGAUAAUAACGUAGAAUUGCUCAGGUUUCAUGGAAAUCACGUAUUGGAAGCGCCUCGCCAUGCUAAAGACAUCAGCCUUGAAGUUGAUUCUAUCAGCGCCAUCGAAAAUCAUUUUCCCUGCGAUUGUCAGGCGCACAAUAUCUUAGAGAGCGACUUCGUGAAUGGCACCGUUAACGAAUUUCAAAAAAAAAAUUACUGUAUUUCACCCAUCGAGUACAAUGGAAAGCCUAUGAACCUCGUCGACUUCGAUUUGAUUGCAAGAUGUCAUGAUAAUGUUGUGCAGGAUAAUCUUGGGUCUGGAGUCGUCGGAAUUUUUAUACUGCCGACAACGCUAUUCCUCAUUCUUUUGUUUUCUAUGAAUCUCUUUCAAUAAGGUCAAGGUUUAUGUUGAGAUUUCAGUCUAAAUUAAAAUUGGAAUUCUACCUCGACUAAUUUACAGAGUAAUAGACAAUUUUGUAAUUUGUUUCUCCCCAGGCGAGGAAAUAAUAUUUCAGUAUUUUAAUUUGUGAUUUUAGUAUUAAAUUUAAAUGUAGUUUUAUACUUUGUUCACUUUUAGAUAUUAAAUAUUAUUUGUAAAAAAGCCACGAAUAUAAAAAGUACAUUACUAAGACAGGUGAUUGUUACAUGUAUUUUAUUAAAAUAAGAUGCAUAACAUCAAAAUAAUCAAUCUAAUAUUUGAAAUAGUCUUGUAAUUUGAAAAAAAUAAGACUUAUAUGAUCAGCUACUGUUAUAACUUCACUUUGUGGAAUCACUAUUAAAAGUUACCAAGGACUCUUAUUAACGUUCACCAUAUUCUCGAUUGUAAUUCGCACAAUCUCAAGCAUGCGACUACGAGCUUUAACCGAUCCAUGUAAGCGGUUCGACGAAAUUGCAUACAUAUGGAUUAAUUCUGUAAAUUAGGGGUGAUUUUAUCACGCGAUUUAACCAUGCCAUAUAUUACUUCAUAUCAAGUUAACCUCUCGUAUUGUUCAUAUUUUAAUUUCCUUGGAUUACUCUCAAAAUAUUGUAUAAAAAUGUUAAAUCUAAAUAUCUUAGUAUAUAAGUUUGAUUAAUUGAUUGAUGUUACAUAGUUGCACAACAUGUACAAAACAAGGGGUUAACAAUCAGAUUUAAAAAGUAACUUUCGAUGACGAUAAUGAAAGUAUAUAGAGAUUAAGGAUAUAAUAAAUUCAACUUGUAAGAAGAUCCUUUAUCCAAAUGAAAAAAUUUACGCGAUUUGAAAAAAUGAAUAGUUAUAAUUUAUGCUUGGAAAGUUAACUCUUUGAGAUACGAAAUACUUAUUCUAUUUACAAAUUUGUAUUGUUAAUUGACAAAUAAUUAUAUUGCAUUGUAUAUAUUAAAGUUGCUUUGUUUUCAAGAUUUAAAAUGAUCGUUGACAUAUCCGUAGAGUUAACUUAUUGAAUGAUUGUUCUACAUGUACGUAAGCUUCUGUGCAUAAAAAAACUACUUGAAAAAAUGAGAUUUAUUAUGCAAGAACAUAUUUUGACGCUAUCGAUUAGCCAAAUUUUCCUAGUAAACUAUAUAUAGUUAUUUCUUAGAUCUUCAAAAUAAUUUUUGUGAACGAUGCUAUUCAUGUCAUGUAAAUUAAUAGGCAGUUACAAUUUAUUGACAAAAAUUUGAUCAUUUUAUCAAUUAGGUUUUUGACCGAAAAUUAAUCAUUAAUGUAUUAUGCUUAUAACUAUAAAAGAAGAGGGAAUUAAUUUUUCCCGUGCCAUUUUUAAUGUAAAAUUUGCAUGGCCUUCGGUCAGCAUAGUAACCGAGGACCAAACUAGCUUAUAUUUUUUACCAACAUCUAUUAUUAUAACGGUAUAACAAAAUUAAUAAUUAAAUAGUAUAACCUUUUAUUGUAGUUAAAAAUGGUCUGUCAUUUAAUAAACGACAAAAAUCGACACUCGCGUAUUCUUAAUAAUAUGCUUUGCUGUUGUUUCUCGUGAAAAUGAAGAUGUUCAUGAGCCAUUUAACAGCAACUCUUUAGAAAGGAACAUUGAAAUGUAUUGAAAAAUUUAGAGUCCGCAGGUUUAUAAUAUAAAUAUAUAAGUAACAUUUAAAACUGAUGUGAUACAUUUUUUAUUACAGUUAGAGCAUAAUGUAAUUCUGUACUAAUUUUAAUUAAAUAUAAAAUUUUUAUUUUA
Messenger RNA from Megachile rotundata (alfalfa leafcutting bee), 3550 nucleotides. RefSeq lists its product as uncharacterized. Lineage: Eukaryota; Metazoa; Arthropoda; Insecta; Hymenoptera; Megachilidae. Gene Ontology annotation, molecular function: protein binding. The record is from RefSeq and is a predicted model, not a curated record.